AUUCCAGCAUAUGCUCUUUCCUGUGCGUGCAUGAUCAUAAUUAAAGAAACUAAAUGCACUAUAAGUGUUCUUUUAGCUGCCAAGAAUUACAUUUGUCUCUUGUGUAGUAAGUGUUGUGGCUUUAAAACACACUCAGUAGUGCUGUGCAGGGAUUUAGAGCUCUUCAUGCUUUGAAAUAUGAAUGACCUUCAUUGUCCAGCUAUCACCAUGUAUUUUUAUCUCCGUUGGUAUUUGGCUUUAACACCCGGUGGUAAGACCCUAGAACUGUACUGUAACGUCAACCUACUCGCUUCAGCUAUCACUUGACAGUUUAUUUAUGCCUCUGUCUGCUAGUUUGUGCAAGUAUCCGAAGCCUUUGGUAACUUGCCCGCUAGCCCUGUGUGCUAUCUUUGUGUGGGUGAGUAAUGGAGAUCUGUAGUAAAUCCUUUCCUUACCCAAGGUACUGUCAAGGAAAGAGGAUGCUGGCAUGGCAUAUAAUAUCUCUAUUCAGGUUAGAGUUGCAUAUGAAAUUAAUGGGCAACCAGCUUUGACAGGUGGACAGACUUGCCAUUGUGUAGACAGAAUUGACUAAAUGUUUUAUUUUAUAUGAAUGCAGUUUACAGAGGUGUUUCAUGCUAAGUCUCAGAAAGAAGGAUUGUCCAUGAUAUCAUUAUUUUCACAUGACUUGUGAUCAACAGGUUUUUAGCUACUAAGCAUGUCGCGAUGUUAACUGCAUCCAUCUUUGAAAACUGUCUGUUGUCACUACCAACUUGUUACUGUCAACCGAUUCAAUAGCCUGAGAUUGGUUGUUACAGCAAUAAGUUAUUGCUGAUGUUUCACUGUUUGAAACAACAUAAGCAAUAGGUGAUUAUGUGCAUUUGUUUGGGGGGGGGGGGGAAUGGUACCCCCAAGGCAUGCCAAUAAUCUGAACUCUGAUUCAGGCUUUGUGGUCAUUUGUUACAGAUCCCAUCAAAGAAUUUUGUGCUUCCAUCAAAGAAUACCCACUAGGGCUGUAAUAAAUAUACUUAACUAGUUGACUAGUUUUAUUAAGUGGAAUUUCAGUUAAUCAAGAUUAAAUAUAUAUUGAUUUGUUUUAACAAAAUUACCAAAAAAUACCAGAAAAUUCAUAGACGUCUGUUAAGUAAGGUAAAUCAGACUCGUUAACAAGCCAUCCUCUGAAGGGUCCAUCUUUAGCCAGUAAAAAACCAAUAAGAAAAGACGACUAGAUAUCACAUGAAGAGAUUUUUCAAGGAUAUUGCUGAUCAUUUCUUUGAACCCAUCACUUUCAUGAUGCAAGAUGUUAGUAACAAGCAGCUUAUGGCAAGGUGAAUCACAAUACAGUAAAUUAUGAUUGGUUACUUUAGCGUAACAAUGCUAUUCUCUUUACUUCACUAUGGUUGGGCAGAGACUAGGCCUUCUCUUUGUUAAUGUUAAUUGAAUGUGACAUAUCCAGGGUACCCGUAGCCUGCUAAUCAGCACUAAUCUGAUACACUGGAUUAGAGGAUGGGAAUGCUUGUAAGACACUGCAAACAGUAUGUGUGACUCCUUCCUUUCUGAAGUGAGCUGUCUGUUUUUCUAGACUUCCUUCUGAUAUUAUUUAGCCAAAUCUGAUAACAAUUCAUUGAGGUGUUUACUUUAUGCUGAUUUAAAUGAAGAUUUAUACUUUUUAAUAACUCUCGAGUUCAUGGGCGAGUUCAUUGGUCCCUGGUAAACUCGUGUGCUGAUUAGGUAGUUCCUCCUACAGGUUCUUGGGAUCUGACUGUGUUCUCGCUGUCAUCAUCAUAAUCUCCCUCUUCCCUUCUGUGGGAUUAUUAUGGCGACAAAGCAGGGCAUCUUGUGACUAUCCUCUGCUAUCUGCAGGCCUUUUCUUUGUUUUGUUUUUAGUAUAUAUUUUUUCUGGCUGUGAACUGGUGGAAUACCAGAAGCCAAAAUGCUGAACCAGAGUGCUGUCAUGAUCUUCACUGGGAUCUGUGGGGCGAUGGUGUUCAUGGCAAUGGCCUACUAUGUCUACUGGUCUGUGGUGCUGGCAGAAGGGCCGUGCAAACGGGGCUUGUAAAAGGACUCCACCGUGGUUGGUCGUAGUGUAUAGAGAGGAGCCCACUCAGCCCUCCAGGCUCCUCAGCCAUGGCUCUGCUGGCCUAUCUGAAGAGCCUGUUCAUCUUGCAGUUGCUGAUGGGCUUUGUGUUUGUGGUGAGCGGCCUCAUUAUAAACUUCAUUCAGCUGUGCACCUGCAUCCUCUGGCCGAUCAACAGGCAGCUCUAUCGCAGAAUCAACUGCCGGCUCUCCUACUCCCUCUGGAGCCAGCUGGUGAUGCUGCUGGAGUGGUGGUCGGGCACAGAAUGCACCCUAUACACCGAUCAGGCUACGGUGGACAAGUUUGGCAAGGAGCAUGUCAUCAUCAUCCUCAACCACAACUUUGAGAUUGACUUUCUGUGUGGAUGGACCAUGUGUGAAAGAUAUGGCGUUUUAGGGAGUUCAAAAGUGCUAGCCAAACAUGAGCUCCUGAAGGUCCCUCUAAUUGGCUGGACGUGGUACUUUCUAGAAAUUGUUUUCUGCAAAAGAAAGUGGGAAGAGGACCGAAACACUGUCUUCAAAGGCCUAGACAGGCUCAAAGACUAUCCUGAAUAUAUGUGGUUUCUGCUGUACUGCGAGGGCACCCGCUUUACAGAGAAAAAGCACCAAAUCAGUAUGCAGGUUGCAGAGAGUAAAGGCCUGCCCAUACUCAAAUAUCACCUAUUACCCCGAACCAAAGGAUUCACCACCACACUGCAGUGUCUUAAGGGCACAGUAACUGCUGUGUAUGAUGUGACUCUGAAUUUCAAAGACAACCAGACUCCCACCCUCCUGGGCAUUGUCAAUGGCAAGAAGUACAAAGCUGAUAUGUCUGUAAGGCGGUUUUCUGUGGAGGAUAUACCAGAUGAUGAGCAGGAGUGUGCCAACUGGCUACACAAGCUGUACCAGGAGAAGGAUGCUUUACAGGAAAUGUACAAUAAGGAAGGCAAGUUCCCGGGACCCACAAUUAUCCCACCGCGCAGGCUGUGGACGCUGCUCAACUUCCUGUUUUGGGCAACACUGCUGCUUUCACCACUCAUCAAUUUUGCCUGCGGAGUGGUCGUCAGUGGCUCCCCUCUCCUCAUUAUUGGCUUUAUACUCUUCCUCAUCGUAGCCUCUAUAGCGAUCCGCCGCCUCAUAGGGGUCACUGAGGUGAAGAAAACAGGUUCCAGUUACGGCAACCAAGAGGCCAAGAAACAAAACUAAAGUGUCACUCCCUCCUGUGAAUGGCCGUUUCUGUUGGCCACCCUGCGGCGUCUCACCCCAUCCCAACUCCAUUCUCCUCCUACUGUCGAGUCAGUUGGUAGGCUGGGGAGGAGUCCCAGCUGUGAAAACAUUAUAGAAGCCAGACCUAACAUUUCUAGUGGCACUAGGGUGAGGGAGUAUAGAGGGUCUGGGGUCCAAGUUCUCUGGUGUAUCACAGAUUAUAACGAGGGGGAGAUGCAGCACUGUAUUCUCCUGCAUCUUUCUAAAUCCAGUUAGCCACCACCUCCCCCUCAAUCCAGAUCCCAUUAAAUCUCAGUAACACCCAACAUUAAGCUUCUAACAUGUCUGAGCUCACAUGAACUACCACUUCCUACCUCGUUUUCCUGUCACAGUCAUCAGCCAAUGGGUAGUGGGUGACGCGCUGUUUCUUUUUUGUCCACAGAACACGAGUCGAUACAUAUUUCUAAUCUCUAACCUCCAUCCCAGCGGAGGCGCAUUUCCACAACAGCAGUGUUUAACAUACAGGACGUCUCCCUCCCUUUUCUCACUGAGUGGGACUUGUAAUGGGAAUCGGUGCCUUGAGGCCCAGCCUGGUUUUCCUUAACAGGGUCAACUUCACCCAAAAUCAUGCAGAAUUGACCAGUUUUAGCUGUAUAUAGCCAGCCACAUACUUAAGGUUCUUAUAUGCCUUUGAGCACAACUAUACCAGUACAGUGAAGGUGAAAAAGUUGUUUUUUUUCCCCCUCUUGUAAUUUGUAAUUAUUUUGACACAAACAAUGCGAUACAGUUCACCUUGAUUGUACUGGGAUAGCAACAGACGUGCGUGGGCGGAGAAUCAAAAUUCCACAUCAUUUUUAGUGGUGUACAUGUGGUAAGAUCACUGUUCCAUCUUACUGCUGUGAUUAUGAUGUUCUGACCCCUUUUACAUCCUGGUUUGGAAAGGCUGGUGUCAAACUUACAUCAAGGGCUCUGAAUGUGAAAACCGUCCUUAUCAAGGAUACCUACCAUCUGUUACAGGUCUCAUUUGUACUCCUCAGAACCCAAACCCACAGACACUUUUCAGUUUUUGUUUUCUGUCUUUUUACAUUUACUAGCUUGCAUACAUGUUCUCAUUCAUUUUCAAUUGACCUCCUAAAUGUGAUGUUAAUUGAACCAAACACUGGAAAGGUUCAACAUGCCACCCACGCCGAUUACCAGUCAUGACUCACCUGUCAGUGGAGCCAGAAUCCAGGAAAAGGUCACCAACAUGUAGCCACACAUCUGAAAGCAUAUUGAUUUGCUCUCCUGAUAUUUAGACUGUAGUAUUGAUAUUUUAACCUUUGCCUUAAGUCAGGCUUGCUCAGGCAAGGGAUUGCUUAUCCGCCACCCCUUUAAAACAAGCACCAACAUCUCACUUGCGUCUCCACCCUCUCUCCCUCCCUCCAUUACAGUGAUGCAUGGUGGAGCAGCAUGCAUUUGUUUGGUUUGAUCCCCCAAACUGAGUAAACAACUUACAGUCCAGUUUUCGUUUUUUUUUUUUUUUAAAG
Haplochromis burtoni (Burton's mouthbrooder) is the source of this 4763-nucleotide messenger RNA. It is a transcript of the gene agpat3, whose product is annotated as 1-acylglycerol-3-phosphate O-acyltransferase 3. Gene Ontology annotation, molecular function: 1-acylglycerol-3-phosphate O-acyltransferase activity. The transcript is spliced from 10 exons. The coding region runs from base 2104 to 3237 and encodes 377 amino acids. The record is from RefSeq and is a predicted model, not a curated record. NCBI's taxonomy places the organism in Eukaryota, Metazoa, Chordata, Actinopteri, Cichliformes, Cichlidae. Gene Ontology annotation, cellular component: endomembrane system; endoplasmic reticulum.